Exserohilum turcica Et28A is the source of this 627-nucleotide messenger RNA. RefSeq lists its product as uncharacterized. The record is from RefSeq and is a predicted model, not a curated record. The coding region runs from base 87 to 539 and encodes 150 amino acids. Gene Ontology annotation, molecular function: peroxiredoxin activity. The transcript has a single exon. NCBI's taxonomy places the organism in Eukaryota, Fungi, Ascomycota, Dothideomycetes, Pleosporales, Pleosporaceae.
GCGAUUUCAUCUGCUCUCCUAAGCACUGCUAAAAGGCCCAUCUCGUGUCACCCAGCCGCCGGCAGCGUCCUUGACGAGCAUUGACCAUGUCGACAGACCCGAAAUACGACGAGCUACACAAGCACCUGUUCGAUGAGGGGCUGAAGAUGAGACGCAGCGUCGUGGGAGACGAGUACGUCAACCGCGCACUCGAAAACGGAUCGACUGAGUUCUCGCGCGCCGGGCAGGAACUCGUGACCGAGAUGUGCUGGGGCUACGCGUGGACGCGUUCAGGUCUCGACAAGAAACAGCGAAGUUUAAUCAACAUCGGCAUGCUCAUGGCCCUCAACCGUGCCCCUGAACUGGCAGUCCAUAUCCGGGGGGCCAGGAACAACGGAUUGUCGGAGCUGAAGAUCCGCGAGGCCAUUAUCCACGCAACGACAUACUGCGGGGUGCCGGCUGGCGUGGAUGCCAUGAAGACGGCCGAGAAGGUGCUGGACGACAUGGCCGAGAAGGGCGAGAUGCCUCGAGAGCUGGGCAACCGAAGCGCCCGGGCGUGAAGAGCGCGGAGCUGUGGGACGUGUUGUGUUUAUUGAUUACUUGUGGCGAUGGCGGCAGAGGGACGAGGUGGGGAGGGCGAGGGGGAGG